CCGGUUUCCAUGGCAACCACAGGAACCCACAUAAGAGCUGUGAUUGCAACUUUUGCACUUGUGGCUCACUCCUGGUGAAUAUUUCGCGAUCAUUUACUUAUAUGCGUUAUUAAAGCAUUGCUAUUUUGUGCAAAGCACCGUGCAACCUUUUCCUAGAGUUAAACUUCUAAAGCAGUUCAACUUUAUUACUUUGCAUAGCACCUUGCUGACCCCUCCUCAAGCGUUUAAUACACUAAAAAGUCUGAGGACAACUGGAAAAACUCGCCGUUCGUUUACUGAAGUGCACUGGAUCCCGACCAGUUUCCAGAUGAGCUGCGACGAGGAUCAAGGACUGGAAGCCGUGAUUCAGAAGCUGGAGGAGUCACUGCUUAACCCAGAUAGCAGUGCUGAGGAGAAGACCUACACCGUGAGGGGCGAUGAGGAGGAGUGCAACACCACACCAGUUCCUGCCCGCAUCCGCGAGAUCAUCACCAGAAACCUGGCUGAUGUGCCCACAGGCGAGGGCAGUGAGCUGGAGGAGAACCGGCUGCUGAAGGAUCUGCCUACUCAAAUGUCUGCAGACAGAGAGCAGCUGCUCAGCAGGCAGGCUGCGAUCACUAGUCGGCUGGAGCAGAUGCUGUUGCAGCAAUCAGGAGAUUCAGACCAGCAGAGUGUCUAUGGUGCGGAUCAAGGGUGGCCAAGAGAGGAAGGACGUUCGUACAGGCUGAAGCUCCAAGCCUAUCAAGAGAGCCAACACAGACAGGCUCAGCUGGUGCAGAAACUACAAGCCAAGUUGCUCCAGUAUAAGAAGAGAUGUGGAAAUCUAGAGCAGCAAGUCCUGGAGAAAACCUCUGAGUCGGAGAAGCUGAGACUCUCGCUCCAGUCACACCUAGACUCCUCAGCACACCGUCUUCAACGCUUUGAGCAGGAACACAGCCUGGAUGUCCAGAAUAAACUUGCACUGCUUGAUGAUGAGCAGAAACGGUGUUCUGGUUUGAGCCAGGUGAACGCACUGCUUCGGGAACAACUUGAACAAGCCAAUGAAACCAAUCAGGCCCUGACGGAAAGCCUGCAGAAAGCACGAGAUGAGGCAGAACAAAGGGACACGCGACUCAGGAGGGAACUUGAGAUGAAUACCUCCCGAAACAGCCGCGAACAAGUCCGUGUACGAUCUUUGUGGCGUCAAGUUGCCUUCCUGCGGAGCUCUUUCACCCAGCUGCGGGCCUUUGCUGACAGGAGUUUAUCGGAUUUGCAAGCAGAGUAUGCAGCAACUAGCCAUCGUCUCCGUGUGGCCUGUCUAAAUUUGGAAGCUAGCAAGAGCCAGUCUUGUACCACCGCUAGCAAUGGAGUAUCAGCACUGGAGACCCAACUGAGAGACAAGCUGAGAGAGGCCAUGCAGCUCCAAGCUCGCUUUGAUGCAGAGAAAGUAGAGCUUAGCUCUAGAAUCUUGGAAUUGGGAGAAAUGGUGAAACAGCUCAGAGCACAGAACAGCGAGAAGGAAAGCAAUCUGAUUGCACUGCGGAGCAAUUUGAACAAGAUGGAAACAAAUCGGUCUGAAGACAGAGCAGAGAGGGAUGCCUUACGCAGUGAGAUCAGCAGCCUGCAUCAGAUACUCCACAACAUUAAUCAGGUGGUCAGUGGAGAGGUUUCCCGAGACUGCUCAUCCAAACAUGAGCACUCUUUUAUUUCUGCAGGAUCUAUAUCCUCAUCUCAACGAGAGGGUCCACUGAUAGCUGUGCAAAAAGCACUGUUACAGCGGCAGACACAAACUGAGGAUCUGCAAGCAUGUCUGGAAGCUUCCCAAGAGCAGGUUGUCACUUUGCAAAAGCAGCUGCAUGUGGAAGAAGAUAAAACCAGAACCCUGGAAAAAAGACUCCAAGAACUGCAGCAAGAGAACCAGCUAUUGGAAAGAGCUGAGGAGGACAGCACUAGAGAUGCUGAGAGAUACCGCAACUCUCUGGGAAUAAUAACCAGUGAAAAAGGAGAGCUUGAGAGGCAGCUCUCAGCCAUGCAGCAGCAGCUGGAAUGCACACAAACAGAGCAGGAAGGUUUGAGAAGUUCCUCUCUGGAUGUUCAGAGGCAGAGAGACCUCCUCAGGCAGCAGAGGGAGGACCUGGAGAGGCAGCUGGCCCGAGAACGCUCUGAAUCCGAGAGGGGUCGACACACUCUGGAGCAGUUGGAGGCAAGGUACUCAGAUGUGCGUAAAGAACUGGUCACUCUAAAGGAAGCUUUAAGUCAGCUGUCUUUACAGAAAGAGGUUCUAGAGGACGAAAACAGAAGUCUUGCUCAGGCUCUCUCUAAGGCGGAGGCCCAGAAUGCAGAGCAGGAACUGGCGCUCACUAAACUACGAAGUGAAGAUGCAGGGCUACAGGACUCCCUGGCCAAGAUGGGAGCCCUAAGUGAGGGAUUGGCUAAAGACAAGGUUGAAUUAAACCGUCUUCUCCUACAGGCCGAGGCUGAAAAAGCAGAGCUUGGUGAGCGUAGACGGGAAGCAGAACUAGAGCGAAUGGCAGCCAGAGAGGAACUAGCUCGACUUCAGCAGGAGCUGUUAGACCUAACGGCAGAGAAACGUGCUCUGGAGGCCUCACACAAUUACCUUCAAGAGGCCAAAAUGACCCUAGAUGCAGAGUACAACCUCCUGCAGAGAGAGAAAAGCUCAGUCCAGGAGCAGCAUGCCCAGGCCAGUAAGCAGAAACAAGCUGUGCAGGAACAGUUAAAUGCAUGUCAUAGAGAAAUGGAGCUGAGCGCUGCCUUGCUGCAGAAGACUUACAAAGAGAGAGAUGAACUGGCAAGAGACAAAGCCAAUCUCACAGUGCAACUCACCUCAGAGCAACGUAAAUCCAAGGCUCUGGCCCAAGACCUAGCCGCUCUGCGGGCUGAGAGAGAGUCUCUAGAGUCAAGCCUGUUGGACAGGCAGGAACUGGCCUCAUCUCUAGAGGCCAUACGAGAUAGACUAGAUGGAGAGAAUGCUAGUCUACAGCAGGCUAACAAGUCCUUGACGCGUGAACUUUCUAGUGUUCAAAGUGAACUAGAGCAGCAAAUGUCCCGGGCUUUGCAGGAGAAACAGGCUUUAGAGUUAAAGCUUGCUCAGGCAGAAAGAAACGCACAAGAAAUGCUCAUUACAACACAGCAAAGCCAUCAGGAGCAACUGCACACUGAGCGAAAACACAAGGAACGCAUGCAUGCAGAGUUGUGCGCACAGAGGGAGCAGGCAGAAUCGCAGCUGCGGGCGGAGUGCAAGGAGCUGCGCAUACAGAGUCGCAGAGUUCUGCAACAGCUGCAGGAAGAUCUAGCCAAACUGCAGCAACACUGUACAGAGUCCCUGCUGCAGGCCGAGAGCCAUAAACAGCAGGUUCUGUCUGAAAAGGAGGCAGAGAAAGCGACUCUUAUUGAGCGCAUAAUCACCCUCGAGCGUGACAUGGAGGCAGCUGCCCUUGAAAAGGAUCGUAUGCGUAGAGAUUUCCUGAGCAAACAGGAGCAAGACAAGGACACAGCUUCAGGAUUGCAGGCAGAGCUGCAUAACCUGCGGUCUCGUUUUGAGGAGUCUCUGAGUUCUCGUGAAGUUUCAGAGCGCAGCUUAAAUGAGCAGAUCAGAGAGCUGUCUACGCAGUGGCAGGGGGCUCACCAAGAGGCAGAGCGUUUGAAGAGGGAACUGAGUGAGGUGGAGGAGAGCAGAGACACUGGUCGUAAAGAACUGAUCGAGGCUCAUCGAGAGCUGAGGGAAUGCUUGCAGGAUAAAGAUGAGCAGCGGCGUGAGGGCUUAGACCUCAAAAGAGCUUUAGGGGAUGCUGUGAGAGAGAAAGAGGCCAUCAAUACUUCCAAUCAUGAACUUCGAACAGCUUUGAAGAGAGUAGAGUUUGAAAACAACAGUUUGAAGCGAGUUGGAGAGGAGAAAGACCAGAGGCUGACAGUGUUAGAAGAGUGUAAGUCCUCCCUCCAGCAGGAGGUGCUAAAGCUGAGAACCAACAUGCGCGAGCUUGAGAAAUCUCGCUUACAGGCACGCAGAGAACUACAAGAACUGCGAAGACAGGUGAAGACAUUGGAGGGCCAGUGCACUCAGCAAGGUCAAGAGUUGAGUGACAUGCAGGCCAGACUGACUCAGGAAGAGCAGAGAGAAGAGGAAAUGAGAAAGGAGACCUUUACCCUUAGACAAAAAGUACUGGAAAGUGAAGCUGGAAAAGAAGCGGCCCUGAAGGAGGCAGCAGGUUUGCAGCGUCAUAUAGCAGAACUGGAAGAAGCACAUCAACAGGAGAAAGAGUUGCAGCAACAACGGGAUGCCAGUCUUCAGGAUAGCCAAUUGAAGCAGCGUGAAGAGGUUGCACGCUUGGAGGGGGCACUGCAAGAAUCUCAGGCCCAGCUCAGGGAAUUUGGGCUAUCGGUCAAUCUUGCAGAGGCCCGUGCCCAAGGGCUGGAAGAGCAGCUAGCACAGAAUGAUGCCAAACGGAGAGAUCUUGAGCACAGAUUGAAUGUUCUCAAUUCUACUUUGAGACGUACACUCGGAUCCAGGCGUGGAAGGCAAUCACCCACACCUGGGGAACGAGGACGGAGCCCCUCGCCAUGGAGAACUCGCUCACCUGUAAAAGGUGAAAUCAUAUCAGAUGAGACUGGGGUGGGUGGGUUGCCAGUGUGUUCUCUGUCCCCCUCCCGCAGGGAAGAUGGCGAGUUGGAUCUGGAUGCAGUUCAGAUGUUACUGCAUAGCUUCCAGCAAGAGCUCAGGGACACACAGAAAGAACGGGAUGAAUCACAUGCACAGGUCCACAGUCUCAGCAAACAGGUAGAAAAUCUGCAGGCUAAUCAGGAGAGAAGCAACACAUGUAUACAGAUGCUGAGACAAUCUAUCAGAGAGCUGGAGGAGGGAAAGCGUGAGCUGGCCAAACAUUUAGAGGGGAUGCAAGCAUCACUCGUUUUACGGGAUGAGGCAGUUCAGCGUGGAGAAACACAGAAUAGGAUUAUGAAUGAAGAGUUGGCCAAAAUGAAGAAAAGCCAACUGAUAAUUGAGACCGAGGCCAAAGCACUGCAGGAUAAGCUUGAACGCUCCCAGGCCUCUGAGGAAAGUCUGGAGGCUGAGCGUCGCCGCUUGAAGGAGACCUGUGAGGCUGUGGAUGCUCGAGCUGCCAGGCUAGAUCUCAAACGGAGAGGGUUGGAAGGAGAGUUGCAGCGUGCCCAGCUCAGAACCACAGAGAUGGAGGCAGAAGCCAGCUCACUCCAGGAAAGGCUUAACAACCUCCGCAGAGAGCUGGGAGACAGUGAAGAGCGUGCUGCUCUCCUGAAGGUUGAAUGUGAGAGGUUGGCAACUGCCUUGGCACAUAAAGAACUGCAGGAGAGCCAGCUAAAGGACAAGCUGCAGGCCUUGACUGCAUCCCUGACUGACAGCAAUGCUUCUGCGGGAACAGCACGAGAUCAGGCUGUCCAGCUGCAGCGAGCUCUCUCAGCCAGUGAACAUAACCAGAAGAUGGUGCAGGAAAAGUUGGAUAAGACACGAGAGGCUCUAACACACAGUAGGAAGCAAAAUCAUGACUUGAGUGAGAGACUGCAGAGCCUGCAGAGAAGCCAGGAGGAGUGUGAACUCAAGGUCUCCGAACUGGACAAACAGACACGUGUCCUGCAGGAGACUGUAAGACAGAGGCAACAGGCUGAGCAGGAGGCGCAAGAGAGCUGUUUACUCCUGCAAGAGCAAAAUAGUCAGCUUCAGGAACAGGUGGCUACCCUGCAGACAACUGCCCAUCGGCUACAAGGAGAGAAGUCUGACCUGGAGAGGACACUGCUGCGUCUGGGAAAAGACAGGUCCUCUCUAAAACGUACCCUGGAGAAGGUGGAACACAAUCGCCAAAAGAAAGAGGUGGAGAUAUUGCAUGGUGAGCGUGAGAGAGAACAGCAAGAACAAAAAAUCCGAAAUCUAGAGGAAGAAUUAAACGAGACCCAGGCAGAAAUUCACACUCUACAAUCACAGAUCUCUAUCCUGGAGCAUACUCACUCUCAAAGACUUUUAGAAGUGUCAGCUCGCCACAAGCAAGAGCUGGACCUGGAGAGCGAGCGGAUGAGGGACUCCCAGCAGCAGACAGAGAGAGCUCUGGAGGCUCGUGAGAAAGCUCACCGCCAGAGGGUCCACUGCUUGGAGGAACAGGUUUCCACAUUAAAAGAACAGCUGGAGCAGGAGAUGAAGAGGAGGCAAGCAUAUAUGAAGCAGAUGCUGAGAGUGAACCUCUGAAAAUCCAGAAUAGCUUGGGAAUUCAGCUGACAGUUUUUUUGUUUUGUUUUGAUACCAAACAUGUUUGCCUAUAACCAGUGAAAUGGGGCCAGUGCUUACAUGGAUGGACUUACGCAUAAUAAAAUCUUAUACACGCGCACACACACACACACACACACACCUUGGUUUUAAAAACAUACAGAAUCACUGGUCUCAGGGAGAAUUGUUGGACUACAUUUGCACAAAUACUUUAAGUAAUCCUGAUCCACAUCGUAAGAACCCAAUAACAACAAACAAAGAGAUCGCUGUUUCACCAAAUGCUUCUCAAUUGCCAAAUUGUUUUAAGGAUUUGUGCAGCAAACUCCUGAAGCAGACUAUAAAUCUAUCUUAAGCCUAUCCAUGUUCGUCUUACAGCAUUAAGCACAGUUUCUUCAUCUCUCUCUGUCACACACACAGACUUUAGAACAUCUGUAGCUUAAACAUCACACAUUAGGUCUCCAUCAUUUUUAUAUUCUUGCUUUAUUUUCUUUAUAAUUUGCUACUUGGUAACACAAAGUGAUUUCUAUUUAAUUGUGAUUAACCAAUCAUCUACUUUACAGCUAGAAU
Danio rerio (zebrafish) is the source of this 6772-nucleotide messenger RNA. NCBI's taxonomy places the organism in Eukaryota, Metazoa, Chordata, Actinopteri, Cypriniformes, Danionidae. The record is from RefSeq and is a predicted model, not a curated record.